Messenger RNA from Bactrocera neohumeralis, 1092 nucleotides. RefSeq lists its product as uncharacterized. Bases 205 to 678 code for a protein of 157 amino acids. The record is from RefSeq and is a predicted model, not a curated record. NCBI's taxonomy places the organism in Eukaryota, Metazoa, Arthropoda, Insecta, Diptera, Tephritidae. The transcript has 4 exons.
CUUUCACGCAAUACGCUCGAUAGAACCUAAUACUUAUAUAGAAUCAAGAAUGAUAGAAACAAGAUUGCGCAAUGCGCAUGUUUGCUUUCAGUCAGCUGUUCUUGCUGACGUCACGGUUGACUUAUUAUUCGCCCGCGCUUUCGAAAGUGAAUUCGAUAGUGUUUUCAAGUGUUGAAUUAAUUGUGAAAUUUUAUAUUUUUUAAAAUGCGUUGCGCAGUGUUCGGGUGCAAUAAUAAUAAUGGUUUAAGUUCGCGGAAUCCAACUAAGUUGUUACCUAGCGCUAUUCCCACGUUAACCACUGCUCCUGCAGAGGCUAAUGAACGGCAGAAAAGGAUGGAGUCUCGUUCUAAAAAAGAGAUGUUAACAACAAUGUUGAAGAAUACCGCCCCUCUUGAAGUAAUUCAAGAAGACGAGGUUGGAGAGGCACCUCAAAUUGCAGGAGAGGAGCUCAUCGAUGAGAAAGACGAGAAAAUACUGCAUUUGGAAACAGAAAUACAAAGACUGAAUAGUGUUGUUAGAACUUUGAAGAAGUGCAAAAACGAGCAGUCAGCAGAAAUUAAACGCCUUAGGAUUUCCAUUAAAACCUCGGAAUUCCACAGAAAUAAUUUGGAGCAAAAACUUAGCUGCAUUUUCACCAAUGGCCAGGUAAUAUUUUUCAACGUGUGUCAGUUGAUCUAAAUUCCACUGACCCAAUUGAAAAAAAUGGUGACUUGGAGAUUUUCAACAAUGACGGACUUGAGAAUUUGGCAGGGUACAUCUGCCACAAACUCGGUAAAGACAACCCCGAAAUUUAUGCCAAUUCAGAAAAUGGUUCGUCUUAUAUUUGGGUGGAUCACCUUUCUGAAGGAGGACUCUCAAAACCAACAGAUAUGUUGAUGAAGCAUAUGAGAGCCUUGCAAGCAGUAUUUGACGAUGUAAAUGGUACUGAUUUGCAUAUAUGUAUGUAUGUACAAAUUACGUCCAGAAGCACUUAGAUUUAAGUAAUUUUGUAAAUUGUAGCUCGAAAGUAAAAUAAUUGUUUUUCAGAGCUAGAAUGUAUUUUAGGAUUCGUUCCUUAAAUAAAAACUUAAUUGAACAUAUGUAUAGAAAAAA